UACCGAAACUUUAUAUCUGAAGUGUACUUUAUCGAAUCGUGGGUAUUAUCAGCGGUGUUGUGUUCUUUGAACAAUAGUCGCUGGGUCACUCUGUUUGUACUUUUAAGUAUUCUUUUCACAUUUCAUUUGAAGAAAGUGACGAAAUUAGUUCAGUGCUCGUUUGUUUCAAUUAAAUUGGAGUUUUGAAUAAAAGAAAACAACAAAUUCCAUCCGAUCGAUAAAGCUGUUGGAGAGUUAAUUGGACAGCUAAAGAAAAUCAGCCAAAAUGGUUGACAUCGGUUUGAGUUUUGCGAAAUAUAUUGUAUUCAUUUUCAAUUUUUUAUUCGCCUUGGUCGGUCUCUGUAUGGGCGCUGUUGGCGUUAUAAUCAAAACCAAAUUGGUUCAUUUUGAAGCUUUUACGAAUCAGGUUCUAUCAGCUUUUCCAGUGGUUCUAAUUGUAUUUGGUUGUGUGAUAUUCCUUAUCGCAUUCCUUGGCUGUUGCGGAUCGGUCUCAGAAAACACGUGCUGUUUAUUCGGUUUUUCAGUCAUACUGAUCAUGAUUAUUUUGUUUGAAGUCGGAAUCAGUAUUUUUGCCUAUGAGAAGAAAGAUCAACUGGACAGCUUUGUGGAAAACAGCCUUCGCGACACGCUCCGAAAUAUUAAAGAUGACUCAACAUUAUAUCCACCGUGGCAUUUACUGCAGUAUGAAUUCAAUUGCUGUGGCAUCAAUAGCCCAGACGAUUGGAAAGCUGUGAAUGAUACAAUCUAUUUGCCGCCAUCAUGCUGUCACCUGAAUAUUGACGAUCAAACAACGUGUCUUAAGGAUCAAGCUUCAAAGCUUGGCUGCAAAAAAGCCCUGAUCGAUUUCUUACACGAUCACAUAGUGUAUUUGGUUGGCAUUGGAGCCGGAAUAAUAGUUUUUCAAUUAUUCGGCGUUGUAUUUUCUUGCUGCUUAUUCUCAGUGUUCCGGAAGAAUUGAUAAAAUACUCAAAUAUUUGUCCAACUGCGGCCAUAAUACAAAUGAGAUUCUAUAUUUUGAUAAUAAUGGUUCAAAGCAAUGAAACGAAUCAAGAAAAAAAGAAAUACAAGAUCUACUAACAACUAAAAAUAAUCAACAAAAGUAACAAGUCACAACGAAAACAAUAACAAAGGCUAACCAACUGACAACAAACAAUACAACAAAAAUUGACACAAAUAAAUCUGAACGUAAUUGUGAUCGAAAUAUAAUGACUAAUCAUAUAUUGUAAAAAAACCGCUUUUUGUCAAUAAAGUGAUUGUGAUUCUGAUUUAUUUAUUCACGAA
Molecule: messenger RNA, 1281 nt
Organism: Sitodiplosis mosellana (orange wheat blossom midge)
Lineage: Eukaryota; Metazoa; Arthropoda; Insecta; Diptera; Cecidomyiidae
Product: leukocyte surface antigen CD53-like
Exons: 6
Coding region: 266-958 (230 amino acids)
Cellular component (GO): membrane
Source: RefSeq, a predicted model, not a curated record